CACACAACCCCCAUCUCGUUGAGUGACAAAGCGGCCAACUCUCUCUUUGUCUGUGUCUCUCUCUCAUCGUCGCCAUCAAUGAUCAAACCAAAAGAAAAUUAUAAAACCAUAAAAGGGGAAAGGUGAGGAGAAAAGUAAAAUCCUUGCAACCCCAGAACCAGAUUCAAAGUCCUAAAGCAAGCCCCGGGCUGCCUGGUAAGAACCCGAAAAGCAAAGUUUGAACCGAAGAAAAAAUCCAUGGAGAAAGCGAAUGAGGUUUAGAGAGUAAGGGGGAGAGCCAGCCACAAUUUUUCAUUUCUCUCUCUCUCCGCCCACCCUGUGUUUUGCAGCUUUCUGGAAUGUUCUUUUUGGAAUUAACCCUAGAAGAAGCUUCUUCUUUCAGGGAUAAACAGUGAUGCUACAAAAAUGGGGAAGAAGGGAAGUUGGCUUUCUGCUAUCAAAAGGGUUUUCAUACCCAACUCUAGAGAGAAGCCAGUGAAUGGAUCAGAGAAGAAAAGUAGCAAGGAAAAGAAGAAGGGACGAGGAAUAUUGAGAUAUGGAGAGACAAAAUCAUUCAUUCCCCUCUUCAAGGAACCAAGCAGUAUUGAGCAAAUACUGGGGGAAGCGGAUCAACAGAAAUUACUUGUUAGGCCCCCAACACCUGUUGAGCAACAAAAAACACUACCUUUGUUGCUCCCUGCUCCUGGAGGUGCUUCUCCCAGGGAUACUUCUCCCAGAGCUGCUUCUCCAAGGCCUCCAUCCCCUAAGGCUACUUCUUCGAAAGCUCUUCGCCAAAAGGAAGUUAAAUAUAGGCCAGAACCAACUCUAAAAUACCGUCAUCUUUCGGCCAUAAAGAUCCAAGCAGCCUAUAGAGGUUACAUGGCAAGAAAGAGAUUCAGAGCCUUGAGGGGUCUUGUAAGGCUUCAAGGAGUGGUGAGAGGCCAGAAUGUGAAGCGACAGACCACGAACGCCAUGAAAAUGAUGCAACUCUUAGUGCGUGUCCAAACUCAAAUUCAAUCGCGCAGGAUCCAGAUGUUAGAAAACCAGGCACUCCAACAACAAGCUUACAAGAAUGACAAGGAAUUGGACGGCAGCUUGAGCAAAUGGACUGUAAACCAGUCUGAGGCCGGUCAACAUGACGAUUGGGAUGAUAGCUUGCUGACAAAAGAGGAAAUGGAGGCCCGGAUGCAGAGGAAGGUGGAAGCACUCUUCAAGAGAGAAAGGGCAAUGGCCUAUGCAUAUUCCCACCAGUUGUGGAAAGCCAAUCCUAAGUCAGCUGAAGCAUCAGUGAUGGACAUCCGGUCCGGUGGAUUUCCCUGGUGGUGGAACUGGUUGGAUCGCCAGCUGCCUCACGCAAAUCCGUCUGAAAACCAAACCAUCAAGAGUUUCCAUCCGACUCCUUCAAGGGCAGCCCUAGAGCCAAAACUGAGCCCUCGACCUGCAUCUGGAAACUACAAGCUGCCGAAUAUGGGGCUUGAUAAUCUUGAAGUCAUGACGCCAACAUCGACAAGAUCAGCUGCGCCCCUAAGAAGUAAGCACCUGUAUACCGCUUCAAAUAGAACACCGCCUAGAAACAGCUCAGGUCUGAUGAAGUACUCGAAGCCAAGAACUAGUAGCGUUGCUGAGUCUGCUUUCGACAUGCACCUGAAGGAUGACGACAGCCUCAUGAGCUGCCCGCCAUUCUCUGUUCCAAACUACAUGACACCAACUGUUUCAGCAAAAGCUAAAGUGCGACCAAGCAGCAACCCAAAGGAGAGGUUCCCGGGAACUCCAAGUGGCGAUUCCAAGAGGAGGUUUUCGUUCCCUCUGACACCUAACAUCACUUCUUUCAAGUGGAACAAAGGCCCCAACAAGGACUCGACUCCAAUGAAAGCGCUGGAGAAGCGCCAGUCACUGCCAUCGAUAGGAGAUGCAAGCAUUGAUUCGACAAUUUCUAUGCCUGCUGCAGUUGGGAGGAAACCAUUUAACCGGUUUGUGUGAUUUGAGUUUUCCUUUCAUUUUGUUUCCCAAUUUUUAGCCUAUCUUCCUUUAUAUAUUGCAUUGAGCUUUCUCUGAUUAUGAUGAUUUUUUCUUUUCCCCUACUGAGUGCUUGUUGAUAUUGUGAUGAAUUACUACAAAAUACUGAUGUAUAAUAAUGAAGGAAAUAGUAGGAAAUAUGCUGGUUUGGAUGGGAGAGGAUUUGAUUGAGCUUUUGAAGAA
Molecule: messenger RNA, 2178 nt
Organism: Diospyros lotus (date-plum)
Lineage: Eukaryota; Viridiplantae; Streptophyta; Magnoliopsida; Ericales; Ebenaceae
Product: protein IQ-DOMAIN 14
Exons: 6
Coding region: 406-1959 (517 amino acids)
Molecular function (GO): protein binding
Source: RefSeq, a predicted model, not a curated record